Messenger RNA from Cheilinus undulatus (humphead wrasse), 3258 nucleotides. RefSeq names its product serine protease FAM111A-like. The coding region runs from base 253 to 2310 and encodes 685 amino acids. Lineage: Eukaryota; Metazoa; Chordata; Actinopteri; Labriformes; Labridae. The transcript is spliced from 4 exons. The record is from RefSeq and is a predicted model, not a curated record.
GGAGCCGCCUCCGAAAAGGACGCGGUAAAUCCAAAUGACCUCGAAAGUUCUUUACUCGCAGUAGUGAAAGUCGACGGUGCGGAACUGUCAGCGGAUUUUGUGUGAGUUCAUGCACGAAUUUCACGAAAAUUAUCCUAUAUUCCAGAUCUAUCAUACGAAGUUGGCUAACUUGUUACGGGAAGAUAGAAUCGCUAUUCACAGGUCACAUCACAAUCUUUUCUUAGGGCAACUGAGUUCUUCAGCAGUGAAAACAUGUUCUCCAUAUUAAAGUCUAAAAAGAUUAAAGGACCUAUGGAUGAUUAUUUCAAGCCCAGUUAUAAACUGGGAACCUCCUCUGGAUGUAACAAACCUUUCGCCCAGCGUCAGCUGACAUCAGCUCCUACUCUGUGGCAAACUUCAGUUAAACAGGAAGUGGAGCUUCAUGCAAGCCAUUCCUUUCAGUGGUAUGGAAGUGCCAAGGUUCUCACAGACCUCACCUGCAAUAAAGCAGGAACUAUUGAGGAUUCACUGAAGAGAAGUGCACAGUUUAGAGAACUGGCAGGGAGGAAUAAAAACAAAGAACUUGUUAUUUUAAGGGAUGGGAAAGCUAUCAGUUCACACUUCCCAUGCAGCCUUAUUAAGGAUGAGCGCCUUGAUGUCACAUACAUCAAAGCUUCAGAGAAGCCUAAGCAAUCAGCUGAAAAUUGUGCUCCAAGAAAGGUUACCUCUGAUGCGCUUGUGACAUUUCACGUGUUGACCAAAGGAGGUAAACAUGUCGUAAGAUUCAUGAGAAACAGAGAACUAGGAAAAAAGUGUGAGGAAAUCACAGUGUAUGCAUACAAAGGAGAAAAAGUGAAGCAUGCAUUAAAAAGAGAUGGUCGUUUACAGGAUGUCGUUUUCAAAAAGAACUGUGCCCUUUUUACGAAAGGUGCUGAAGUAAGAACAGAGAUGCUUGAUCUAGUUGAUAAUCUUGAUGGUAAAACUGUCAAGAUCAAAAUGAUCAAUAAGUCUGCUCCACCAGAAAGCCCUCCUCAGAGUCUUGAUGAUGCUUAUGUGCCACAGAAUGAAUCUCAGACAUCUGACUGUGAUGAAAAUGAAAAUCAUCAGCAACAGUUGAACAAGCUUGGGUCAGUGAAAGCUAGCCCAACAAAAGAAAGAGAAAAGUCAAAGGGUAAUAUUCAGGCAGAAACAAUACCAAAUUCAGAGGGUAUGAGGCGUAAGCUAAAUUCUGAGGUUAAAAAUUUGGUCAAAAAGGUGAAAACAGGAGUUCCUAAGGUUUCUGAUAUUCAGAAACUCUACCAUGAGGAGUAUGGAAAAAAUGCUGAGACAUGCAGGGAGGUGAAAACAAUGAAGAGACUGAUGAAUCUCAGUGAUUCUGUUUGCCAAGUGAGGGUUAACGGGCGACCAAAAGGCAGUGGCUUUCUCCUGUUUGACAAGUUUGUCCUCACAAACGGACAUGUUCUUGAUAGCAUUUAUGAUGAGAGCACAAGGCAGUUUAGUGAGCAGAUGACUGUCCACUUCUCUUUUGAGAGUCUGGACCAGUCAGGGUGUGGAGCAAAGGUGGAGGAGGUCACAGGCUUUGAACACUGUUUUGACGCCUCAGGCCACAUGUAUGACUGGGCUUUGCUCAAGCUCAGUGCUGAUCGGGAACUACCGCGUUGUCUCUUAAACCAUUUUGGGUUCCUCCCCAGAAGUGGAGGAAUUUGCAUUAUUGGCCAUCCCGAUGGUGGUGUGAAAAAGAUCGACUCAUGCUUGAUCAUUCCCACCAAUAAUCGCACAGAGGUUGUGGCGAGGCAUUGUGGUGAAAAUCCAGAAGGGGUUUUGGUAGAGGACGUGGAUUAUAGUGAAAACCAGGAGCACAUUCAGCUAGUUACCCACCACUUUUUUGAAAAUGUGGCAAAGUACUUUCCACGUAUGGGACCAGCUCUCACCUAUGAGUCUUGCUUUUAUUUUGGCUCAUCUGGCUCGCCUGUGUUUGACGAGCACUGCAAUGUUGUUGCCAUGCAUUCUGGAGGCUAUGCAUACAGAAAAUUCAGUGGCGAAAGGAACAGUGUCAUCGAGUAUGGCUAUCCUUUGUCCUUCAUCCUCGAACACAUCAUCCUCCAGAUGGUGGAGAGGGAAAGGUUUGACGUGCUGAGGGAAUUUUUGGCUUGUAAUUAUGUGCAACACCAAAACAUGAUGACCAACUUGAAGAAACUGGUCGAAAGCAGAAAUCUGACGUCAUUUAAAAAGGCAUUCGACCAUGCAGUGCACACAAAUGACAAGAGUCUGAUGAUGUUUUUUGGACUCUUAAGUCAGAAAGAGGAACCUUUCCCCAUGGACAUUGACUGAGUGCUCAAAGACUGCUCACAAAUAUCCACAGUGAAAACAGCUUCAGCAGUAAGCAACAUUUUCUGACAUAUCUGGUUUUAUAUUUUUCAUGUACUAGAAUGCUUCUGUUUUCCAACAGUGCAGGGAUAUCUGAAGUAUUCUGUAUUAUCAGCACUACGGUAAUGGUUCCAUAACAGUGACCAACAGACUGUUGCAAGAGAGAAAUAUUUUAAAUAGUCUUUGUGUGUAUAUUUUUUUCUUGCUUUCAUUUUUUUGCCAAUCAUAUCCCUAAAAUAAAUGUAGUCAUUAGUCAUUCUUAGUGACAUGAUUUCACCAAUAUCUGUGUGCACUAUUUUUUAAAGCUUUGUAAAUGGAUGGUUAGACUUUGGUUCAUGAAAGGUUAUAUUUGUGCCUGUAUUUUUUGGGUGACUUGUUAGUCACAGCUUGUUUUUAAAAUAUUUUCUUCAGGUUUAGAAUCCUACAGAUUCUCCUCUGUGCUUGCUUAAAGUGAAAAUACCUGCAGAGGUUGGACAGCCAGACUACAAUCAAAUAUUAUGAACUGAUAGUAUGAUGUACUUUAAAACACGUUGAGGUUCAUGUCUGCAGAUUAGAUGGAGAUCUUUGUGCAGGAUGAAAAAGAAAAAAUAUGAGGUGUUUGUUGCAGCAAAGUGCUGGUUUUAAUGUCUGGCUCUGUAUAUAAUGUUUUCAUUAAUUUUGUGGGGAAAAAUUUGCAUUUUUUUGUCUUACGGUUCAUUUUUAAAAUCAAAUAUCAGUAUGAUCUCAAUAACAGCAUUGGACUGGUUGUGGCUAUUGUUUGUAUUAUGUUAAAUACACUUCUUCAUUAUCAUUUUAUAUAAUAUGAUUCAAAUGUUGUGUCUCUUUUUUUAUUGUUAAUGCAUGGCAAUGCCAUGACAGCAUGGUCUGAAAUUGAAGUUAAUGAAAUGUAAUAAAAUGAUUUCUUAUAUUGUU